AUGGGUGCCGGGUGCUCCGCACAGUACCGACCUGCGGGAAACCUAGUCCUCUCCCUUGCCGGACCUGUGGACCUGGUCGACCUCGCGGGCUUGCGGGCAUUCGGACCUGACGCACCCCCCGACAUUCAGAAAAAGUCAUCUCUACCCUCCCUCUCGACGACCGCACGGAUCGCCAACUCCCCUACGCCUCUCGGCUUCAUCCCUUCCGCCUCGUCGUCAACUACCUCCCUCCACUCCCAUUCGAGCCACCAGAACACGAUCAAGCCAGUCUCUAUCCUCCGCAAACCUUCCCUCCCAACACUCCCCUCCGAGUCCCUGCUGUCGCCGGCGCCAAAGUCCGCCCCUAUCGGCCACUCGACCCAUGUCCCGUGGACUCCGACGCCCAUCUCUCACAGUCACAACAACAACAAGACCAGCGGCGACAACGGCAGCAUGGCGUUAACCGCGAGCAGCUUUGCUUUCCCUCCCCUCCCGCCACUACCGCCCUUCCCCCUCGACUCCAGCAGCAACUAUGAGAGCUCGAACCGCAGGUCCGCUCCGGCAGCCACCACGACGUUUGUCGCCGCCUCGGGCGGUCAGCGGCUACGAACCAGGCGGUCCCGGGUGUCCUUCCGCGAGCAAGUCGACGUCUCCGGCGAUGGCGAAGCCUCGCGGCCCCGCUCAACAGUCAGCGUCGCUUCGUCUGCGUCUGCACCGGUACGACGGGGAUCGCGCGGCGACGAUGUUGCCGCCCGCAAGGCUACCACUCCGACGUCCGCGUAUUCCAAGCUGUCCAGUGCGUCCGUGUCCUCGACUGCGCCACGGCCCAAGUUGAAACGCGUCGCGUCUUCGACAGCUGUCUUACCCCCGUCGUCCCGAGCGCUGUCGACCGACGACUUUGACGCCUUCCGGCCCCAGACGCUGCGGUAUCCGAAGAUGCCGUCGGCGCUCGCUCGACUCAGCGAUACGUCUGUCCCACCGCCAGCACCGAACACAUGGUCGACGAGUCGCAAGGUGACUGCGCCUGCACGAACGAGCGUGCCUCUUCCCCUCUCGACGACCAAAGAGCACCAUGUGGCGCCCAGUGGUCACUUUGUGUCCGAGUUUGGCCAGGUCGACGUGCCCUCAAGGCGCGAGCGCACCGUUUCGCAAAUCUCCCAGACCUCGUCGCGCAAGGGUAGCGGCAAGACGAGGUCCCCGAUCCCUUCCUGGAGCUCGACGUGCCCAUCGCUCAUCAACGCCCACCGUGCAUCGAUCGCCUCCACCUUGACGGCGCCCUCAAUGACAUCGCUGCUGCUGUCGCCUCAGUCACCACACGAGGUGUACCUCCCUAGCAAGGACGAGCAGCAAGCAUUCGAGGACCAUCUCGCCACACCGUGGGGUGUGGACAGCGGCAUGCAUGACUCGGACGUGCCCGAGAUGGAUGCGUUGAAGGAGAAGCGAGUGCGGGAAGCUGAUUUGUCUGCCACAGACAGCAGCGUGACAGAACCCGUAAAGCCCCGCGUCCCAUCCCGCAGACACCGACAAUCCGAGCCGUUACAGCACGCCCCUACGUCCUUCAACGCACCACCAUUACCGACACCCCGUGCGGCCGAGCGUCUCCUUCGCCUCCAGAACUCUCUCGCCGAUCUGCGAAUGCAACGCAGCAUGACGCGGUCUCCCGAACCGGAAGAGGAGAGGACGACACCCCGCUUACGAGCCCGCCCAUCACUCGGAGCGAUCCAUACGACGCCAGCCCGGAUUCCCUCACCGCCGUCGCCCACGUUCGGCGACCUCGUGCGCUCGGCCCCCCGCAGCGCCCCUGGAUCGCUGAAGGGCCGUGCUGCGCGUCGCCCGACAUUCGGCCUGUCCGACGAUGAGAGCGACCUCGACCUGACGCCUGACGCUGCCGCCUCUGAACGCCGCUCUGCGCUCGCACGUCAUCCCCUCGUCCUCUCGCCUGCUCGUGACCAAGACGCGAACCCGCGGUCUGAGCCAGGGCGGGCUCGACGAGGCCCCCUCGAAUAG
Messenger RNA from Trichosporon asahii var. asahii CBS 2479, 1986 nucleotides. RefSeq lists its product as uncharacterized. NCBI's taxonomy places the organism in Eukaryota, Fungi, Basidiomycota, Tremellomycetes, Trichosporonales, Trichosporonaceae. The transcript is spliced from 4 exons. The record is from RefSeq and is a predicted model, not a curated record. Bases 1 to 1986 code for a protein of 661 amino acids.